This is a messenger RNA of Pyricularia pennisetigena, 1605 nucleotides long. RefSeq lists its product as uncharacterized. Gene Ontology annotation, molecular function: N,N-dimethylaniline monooxygenase activity; NADP binding; flavin adenine dinucleotide binding. The transcript has a single exon. The record is from RefSeq and is a predicted model, not a curated record. Bases 1 to 1605 code for a protein of 534 amino acids. Lineage: Eukaryota; Fungi; Ascomycota; Sordariomycetes; Magnaporthales; Pyriculariaceae.
AUGGAGGUCUUGACACACCUAGCAGAAACACCCGGCCGCAAUACCACCUCUCAUGGCCAUUUCCAACCACCCCUCGCCGCCAGCGACUUUCAACCUCGCAGCACUCCCCACACUGGGGACAAAAAAAAAGCCCAAGCCCGCCGGCCCAUCAAGGGUGUAGCCGUCGUCGGAGCCGGGUAUAGCGGCGUCGUGGCAGCAGCCCAUCUGUUCCGGUACGGCUUCAACGUGCGCGUCUUUGAGCGCGGGUCCAACGUCGGCGGGAACUGGCUCUUCGACAGCCGCGUGCCCCAAGACCCGGCCUUUCCGAGCGACCGGCCCGAGACGCCGCUGCAGGACGUCACGCACGCCCCGCCGGGCCCGUGCUACGCGGGGCUCAAGAACAACGUCCCGACCACGCUCAUGCGCAGCAGCAUCGUGGACUGGCCCGCCGGCACCCCGGAGUUCGUCACGCACCGGGAGGUCGAGGCUUACAUCGCCUCGAUAGUCGACGAAGCCGGCAUCGAGCAGCUGAUCGAGCUCAACACGGCCGUGCUGCAUGUUUGGAAAUCGCCCAGUGGAAAGUGGCACGUUCGGACGAAGGGCAUGGGCGAUGGCGACGGGUUCCAGGAGGGUGUGUGGACGUUCGACGCCGUGGUUGCUGCUUCUGGCCACUACCACGUCCCUCGCGUUCCUGAAAUUCCGGGACUGGCUGCCUGGAAGGCACUGUUCCCGCACGCCAUCACGCACUCGAAGCAGUACCGCGGACCCGAGACUUCUGGGUUCGCAGGCAAGAACGUGCUCAUUGUCGGAGCUGGCGUUUCGUCUCUGGAUAUCCUCAAGGAGACGGCUUCCAUGGCGAACAAGGUCUACCAGUCCUCGCGGGGGGGACUGUUUGACCUGCCGACGACCAUGUUUCCCGACAGCAGCAACGUGGAGCGUGUUGCAGGGGUGCUAAGGUUUGAGCUCCCAGACCCAACCUCGAGAGAACAGCCGGCAGGCUCCCACAAGCACCUGCCUGGCACUGUGCAUCUGUCGGACGGCACGGUUCUCGACGACAUAGACCACGUCGUCAUGGCCACCGGCUACAUAACCUCAUACCCUUACCUCGGGCCACGCAUGCAGAGGCCGUGGCUUGAUUUGCAAGAUGCGCGCAAGACCAAGGAUCACGAGGUGAUUGUUACGGCGGACGGGCUCAUCACCCACAACCUCCACAAGGACAUCUUCUACAUCCCUGAUCCGACCUUGGCAUUCGUCGGUGUUCCAUAUCACAUCUCGACUUUUUCAUUCUUUGACAUCCAGGCGCAGGUAAUAGCACGAGUCUUUGCCGGAGACGCGCAGUUACCUCCCAGGGCAGAGAUGGUGGCAGAGUUCGAGGGGCGGUGGGUCGCUGACGAUGGGGAGACGAUGCUUGACCCAGUGUCGCUUGGCAAGACGUUCCAUAGUCUGUAUGGGCAGGAGGAUUCAUGCACGGAAGAGCUGGUAGCGUGGGUGAACUCGCAGGUGGAAGCAGCAGGUGGAGAGCCGAUGCGGACUUUGGGUGCGGCGUGGAAAACCAGGUACAAAGAACUGGUUGAGACGAGCGUGGCUGUGAGAAAAGACUGGUCAGUUGUUCAGAGUGCAUCCUAG